Chlamydomonas reinhardtii is the source of this 4919-nucleotide messenger RNA. RefSeq lists its product as uncharacterized. The record is from RefSeq and is a predicted model, not a curated record. The coding region runs from base 305 to 2014 and encodes 569 amino acids. Lineage: Eukaryota; Viridiplantae; Chlorophyta; Chlorophyceae; Chlamydomonadales; Chlamydomonadaceae. The transcript is spliced from 7 exons.
CGGACUGCCUCUGGACGCUCUACAGUUGCGGUGCAACGCCAAGAUAGAAACUGUCGAAUAUCAUGUCGUGUGUCGAAAGGUCGCAAGUCUACGGCUGCGACCAGCAUACGCAAGGCGUCCUGCACAUUACUAUAAUUAACUUUGGCACCCUAAGAAAUAAGUAACACAACAUAUAGGCGGCACACACUAAGCCAGACUGUUGCGCCAACGGCCCCACACCCGUCUGACGUCCCCACGCGGCAGUUCAGUGUAGCGCUUCUUCUGCCUGCCACGGCGGCCACAACAACAGCCAGCCAGCACCGAAAUGCACGACGAGACGUCAAAUGGCGGGGAGCUGGUCGCAGAGGUUGCCUCGCGUUUGGAGCGGGUUGGCCUGGAGGAGGGCGCCAGCAUCUGCUGCCCAGCUGCAGCCAUUUGCCCGACCCUGUCAGCAAACGUGCUAUCAGUCAUCGGACAGCAUCUCUCACUCGAGGAACGGCUCAUAGCGGGGGGCACAUGCAAGCUCUGGCGGACCGCUCUGCAUGAAGGCACCAGCCCGCUGCUGCAGUGCCGCCUGGACGACGGCUCCUCCGCCGAGGCGCGCCGCCACUCAGCCCAGGCCUGGGCGGGGCUGCUGGUAGCUGCUGCGGGUGCUGUGGCAGCGGCAGGGGGGCGCAGUGCCGUACAAAUACACACACGCGCGUGUGUGACGCUGUCCAGCAACCUGAUGAGCGGGGCCUCGGCGGCGGUGCUGCUGUCCGGGCUGGCGGCACACACACAGCUGCAACACCUGUCCGUGAUACAGGCGCCGCAUAGGUCGGCUCACACGCUGCCGGCGCGGCCGCGUGCUGAGAACGGCCGCCUGCGGCGCCGGGCGCGGUGGGCCCGUCCGCCGCUGACGGUGUUUCCGAGCUGGUGCUCCCGCGAACUGUACCCGCUGUGUGCGCGCCUCACCAACCUGGUCAGCCUGAGCCUGAGGGACUGCGUUUUCAUGCCCGGUUUCGACACCUGGAUGCACGAGCUGCGCAGGCUGCAGCGGCUGGAGCUGGUGCCUACCCAGGAUCACGUGUGCACGCACAUACGCGGCCCGGGCCCCCGGGGCAGGAUGAGCUACUACUUCCCGCGCCAGAUGCGCUUUUGCCUGGCGCCCAGCUCUUGGCCCUCGGGUCGCUCCGCCGCGCUCACCAGCCUCUGCCUGGGCGCCUGCCUGGCCUCACCCACAGACCUGGCAUCACUCGCCACCCGCCUGCCCCGACUCAAGGCUCUCCGGCUUGAGUCCGUGCCGCUGGACGAGUACCUGCAGCCGCAGCGGUACGGCAUGCCGGCGGGUGGCCUGCAGCGGGAGCUGGGGGCCGUGCUGCGGGAGAUGUUCACGCAUUUGGACGUGCUGGACGUCAGCCUGUGUGUUGCCAACUCGUGCUCGCCGCACCGGUCCCUGUACGACUGCGACGGCGCCGUACGCCAGAGGGAGCUGCGCGCCCUGGAGGCCUUCCUGAUCGGCCUGGCGGGGGCGGGCCCCGGCAUUGACGGCAGUAGCAGCAAUAGCAGCAGCAGCAGCAGCAGCAGCAGCAUUGCCGCGAACGGCAGUAGUAGCAACGGCACUAGCCGUGGCAGUAGCACAACCGGUGCCGCUGCCGGUGUCGGUGCCGGUGCCGGUGGCAGCCCUGGCAGUAGCUGCAAAGCUGCCGGGGCCGCCGCGACGCGGCGUGCCGCGAUGCGGCUGGCCGGCUCCUACGACGUCCUGGUUCACACCGAGCGCCCGGAAAUUGCCCGGCUGCUUGCCGCGAUCGGCGACCCUGAUGACACGUCGGUCCCACGGGUCGUGACGAUUGGGGGCCGGAGGUAUGGCGUGAUGGCGGAGGUGGGGCGGGAGCGUGUGGCCGCGGGCCUGGCGGCGUGGCUGCCGCUAUCGGAGGCGGAGGCGGCGUGGCAGCGGGCCCGGGUGGAGGAAGCGGCGGCGGGCGGCAACAGCAGGUGCGUCAGGCAGGAGGAGGAGCAGCUGGAGUCGUACGUGGGGCGGUGGGGGAGGCGGUAGCGCGAGUAGAGGUAGGUGGAGUAGGAGGUGGCGUGGCGCGUGAGGAGGGAACCGAGCCAAGUAUCGUAGGGAAAGUCGGAGACCGUGGGAAAUCCAGGAGCUGCUGGGGGAGGGGGGGAGGCUCGACAGGGUGCGAGGAUGUGCCGCGCCAGAAAGGGUUUACCGCUCGAGGGUAUCAUGGGAUCGCGCAAUUCUUUGUAGGACUAAGGAUGGCCAGUUGCAGCCGUCUGAGGCCAAGAUGAGCCGGCCCCGACGUCGAAACCGUCGCCGGUCUGCCCGCCGGUUGCGUUGCAACAGGGGCCAAGCUUCCUACGGCCGUUGGGUUCGUAGACCUACAUCCCAGUUGAAUUUUACUUUUUCACGAGAAGAAAUUAAUGUAACGGGGACGCAUUGACUCCGAAGUAGUCGCACGCGGCAAUUAGGCCGAUUUCAACUUAUGCUUUUGGACACAGUCAAAAAGCCGGUUUGAGGACGCCAAUGGGGAGCGAGUACGACUGCCCUGAGCGUGGGUGUUGCGUGAGAGCUAGUUGUCUGGGCUUCAUAUUAAGAUCUUUACUUAGGCAACGUGUGCGUUGUACCAGGCCUAGCAGUCCUCAAUGGGACAAACUUUGUUUGGCCCGAGAGCAGAGGCGCGUGUGCCUGAGGCUUCUGAAGUAGAGAUUUACUUGGCCACACUUGGGCGUAGUGAGGCCUAGCGGUUCCCAGGGGGACAAGCCUCGUCUGGCCCCAGGGCAGAGGCGCUCGGCGGCGCUCUUCGUUCUAAAUCCAGCAAUGUGAUCGGCCUGGACCGCGGUUUUGAAACGGAGCGAGUGGAUGGCGAGCUAGCGAUAACGGUAAUAUCACGCAGCUUCGAGCUGGACCUCACCAGUUCCAUGGCGAUUACAGGCAUGACGACACCCGAACCCGCACCAAGCCAACGACGCGGACUGUCGGUUUGUCUAGUGACGUUUUAAGUGGUGCCUGUGUACAGAUUGUUAGACGGGGAUUGGCUGUGGACCAUGUCCUGCACUUGCCCGCGCUGCCCACUAGCUUCCUUCCUCAGGGUCACAGAGGCGGUGACACACGUUACGGUCCCCUGCCAGCCCGGGGUAUCGGGGCGUUUGGGCACUCACGUAACGAGCCUCCCUCCUCGGGGCCUGCCUGGCGGGGGGCAGAGGCGUGGGCUGCCACGUGACGGCAUAGGUGGGCGCCUUGGGGGGAGGGUGAUGAAUGCAGUAGCUACCAUGCGCACGCGCAGUCGCGGUGGCUUGGUCCUAGGAGGGAUACCGGGGCCUCCCCUUCUCGGGGCGGAGAGACGUUGGGCCUCGUUACGGUCCCCCCUCCUCGGGGUUAAGGGGGCGCUGAUGCACGUUACGGUCCGCUGAUGCACGUUACGGUCCCCUGUCCCGGGGUUAUGGGACGUGUUGCACCUACGUGAGUGGCUCCCUUCCUCGGGGUGGCAGAGGCGCUGAUGCACGUUACGGUCACCGCUAACUGUGCCGCUCCAAGCACUCUCGACGCAGGGACAGGAUAUACGUCCGAGGACCAGCGGCGGAAGGGCGUCGCCGCCGACCAUGACGUGCUUGGGGGGUUGGGCUUCGCCCGGGCAGGGCGGUGCCCGGGCUUGGUGAUGGACGGCAUCGACGCCAUUGUGGGCGGGGGAAGGGGCAGUGCGCAGCAAAUGGGGUCAGUGGGAGGCGCUGCCGGACUCGCUAUGGGAGAGGCAUUGUGUGCAGCAGGCGCCAUGCAUGGGUCUGAUACGUGCCGUACGCAUGCAGUAGUAGGGGCCACCGCGGGUGGCCGGACAUGUUGUGGGGGGUGUGGCCUCUGCAUGCGCCGGUUGCGGGCUGCAGAACGCGCCGCCCGACAGGCUCGGGCGGCGGCGGCACUUCCCCCAAUCAUUGUUGGCACCCUCCCGGUGCGGCAGAAUGGUAGGUGUGGCUCAUUUCUUUUGGCUGGAGUUCGUGCGGGGAAGGAGACCGGUGACCAGGGUGUAACACGGCGGCGCGGGGUUGAGCAGGUAUAGAUGUGUGGGGUGCACUUGCAACGGACAAGCACAGAGGACGAUGCAGAUGACCGCCGGGAUCGGGCAGUGAAGUCCCGCGGGGUUGCAAGCAACAUGGCAGGCGUGCGAGCGGUCCAUUGCGGCAUUAAAUUAUGCUUUUGGACACAGUCAAAAAGCCGGUUUGAGGACGCCAAUGGGGAGCGAGUACGACUGCCCUGAGCGUGGGUGUUGCGUGAGAGCUAGUUGUCUGGGCUUCAUAUUAAGAUCUUUACUUAGGCAACGUGUGCGUUGUACCAGGCCUAGCAGUCCUCAAUGGGACAAACUUUGUUUGGCCCGAGAGCAGAGGCGCGUGUGCCUGAGGCUUCUGAAGUAGAGAUUUACUUGGCCACACUUGGGCGUAGUGAGGCCUAGCGGUUCCCAGGGGGACAAGCCUCGUCUGGCCCCAGGGCAGAGGCGCUCGGCGGCGCUCUUCGUUUUCCCGCCCACCCUCCCUGCGAAGAGCGCGUAUCGGAGUGAAGAGGAUUCCCACCGGGGGGUGUGGCCUCUGCAUGCGCCGGUUGCGGGCUGCAGAACGCGCCGCCCGACAGGCUCGGGCGGCGGCGGCACUUCCCCCAAUCAUUGUUGGCACCCUCCCGGUGCGGCAGAAUGGUAGGUGUGGCUCAUUUCUUUUGGCUGGAGUUCGUGCGGGGAAGGAGACCGGUGACCAGGGUGUAACACGGCGGCGCGGGGUUGAGCAGGUAUAGAUGUGUGGGGUGCACUUGCAACGGACAAGCACAGAGGACGAUGCAGAUGACCGCCGGGAUCGGGCAGUGAAGUCCCGCGGGGUUGCAAGCAACAUGGCAGGCGUGCGAGCGGUCCAUUGCGGCAUUAAACAGGCGGACUGGACCACGGUCUAGUCCCUGCACCGAUGCAAUUUCAAUU